AUGAGAACUCCAAAAAGAUUCCUGCUGCUCCUCGGGUAUGUGACCAUCACACUUCCUGUCAUGUAUUACUACUGGAACACCAAAUCACAUGACAAGACAGCGUGCAAAACUGACAAACAGGCAUUUUCCCAGAUGAAGCAGAAUUUGGAAGAUCUAACCAGCAAGGAGCUGGAAAACGUCAUUGAGAAUGAUGAACAUGAAGUCAUCUACUGCUACAUUCUCAGUGCCCCUGUCCAUCCGAAAGACAAAGAAGAUAAACGUUAUGCCUGGCAUAUGUUGAGUCUUUUUGGUCAUCUACCUGAACCAAAACCUUCUGUGCGUGAGACGUUUACAUCAGGUCUGUUCCCAUCAUUCAAUAACUUCGUUCAGUACCUGCUGGACCCUCAGACGGAGAAGAACGUGCCCUUUGAACCUCACUGGAGGCAGAUGCAUUGCCUGUGCCACCCUUGCCUCCUCAAGUUUGAUUUUAUUGGUCAUCAGGAGACUCUCCAAGAUGAUGCUGAAGAGCUGCUCAAUCUCUUAAACCUUCAGGAUGACAUUAAGUUCCCCCCGUCCUAUGAAAACAUGACUUCCCCCAACAUGGUGUUGGACUGGUUCAGAACUGUGCCCCUAGAGGACAGAAGGAAGCUCUACCAUAUGUACAAGGAAGACUUCAGGCUGUUUGGAUAUGAAAAACCAAAUUCUCUGCUUGAUGAAUAA
Thalassophryne amazonica is the source of this 699-nucleotide messenger RNA. Its product is annotated as carbohydrate sulfotransferase 12-like. NCBI's taxonomy places the organism in Eukaryota, Metazoa, Chordata, Actinopteri, Batrachoidiformes, Batrachoididae. Gene Ontology annotation, molecular function: sulfotransferase activity. Gene Ontology annotation, biological process: carbohydrate biosynthetic process; proteoglycan biosynthetic process. The record is from RefSeq and is a predicted model, not a curated record. Gene Ontology annotation, cellular component: membrane. Bases 1 to 699 code for a protein of 232 amino acids. The transcript is spliced from 4 exons.